UCCUAGUCAAAAGGACCCCAAGAAGAGAGGUAAAUCACACACCUGUCAAGCUUGGUUUCCACAAAGCAUUACACAUUUCAAGCAUAGGACUGGCUCCAGAGCCUAUAAAUGUUGCCUACUUUCAUCACUCCAUCAUCACCAAGCUUUAAACACUUCAUUCAUCAUCCUCAGCAAAAGCUUUAUCUGGGUAUUUUACAACUUCCCAAAACAACCCAAAAAUGGCAGACAACUCCCAGAAGAUGAGCUACCACGCCGGUGAGGCCAAGGGCCAAGCUCAGGAGAAGGCCAGCGGCAUGAUGGACAGGGCAAACAAUGCUGCUCAAUCAGCAAAAGAAUCAAUGCAAGAGGCUGGUAGCCAAAUGAAGGCCACCGCACAGGGUGCAGCUGAUGCUGUGAAGAAUGCCACUGGCAUGAACAAAUGAAGCAGCAGCUGAAGCUUCAGUUCAAGGGAAUAAAUUAGAAGCCUGAAUGGAAGAUAAUUUUGUUUAGGCCAUAAUUAUAUUAGUCUAUAAUUAAGAAACAAAGAAGAGAGCUCUAAUGGUGUAGUGCUCUGUCUCACUUUCUGUUUUUAGUCAGUGAGUUACUUCCAGAGAGUAUGACUUUUGUUUUGUACUUUGUUUAAUGCAAUUCUGCAGCUUUUAAUA
This is a messenger RNA of Mangifera indica (mango), 644 nucleotides long. RefSeq names its product stress-induced protein KIN2-like. The coding region runs from base 219 to 422 and encodes 67 amino acids. The transcript is spliced from 2 exons. The record is from RefSeq and is a predicted model, not a curated record. Lineage: Eukaryota; Viridiplantae; Streptophyta; Magnoliopsida; Sapindales; Anacardiaceae.